GACCGCUCCUGGCGAGACGCCAUUGCUUCGCUUUUUGCAUUUCUGGGCAUUUCACUGAUUUUUUUUUUUUUUUUUUUUUUUUUUUCCAUGGGCAGAGCUGGGUUUUGGGGUCACCCUGCCCUCCCACCCAGAGGAGGGUAAAGGGGAGAGUAAUUUAAUGCUUUCAGAGACCCACAGUCCUUAUGCAAAGCAAGCACCAGCAAUGCCUGAGGGGGUUAAUUAGCACCAAUUUUAGCUCUUCCUUGAGAGGCAGAAAUACCCCUGUAAGGAAACACAACUCCCCUGUAUCGGGCAGGGAGAAGCGGAGCCAUCCCUCAUCCGCAACGCCAGGUUUGCUGCACGGGCAUUGCUGCAUCCCCCUCUGCCCAAAAAAUCCACGGCAAUGCCGGCGUGGUGUAAGCGCGUGGAAGGCAUCGCCUCCUCCACCAGCUCCAUGUCAGGCUGGGGCAAUUAGCCGGAGCCAUUAAUGCUGAUGCUGUCAGUCGCUAAUGAGGUAGGUGUUCCCAGAAGGCGAGCAGGACGGGUGCGGGGAGUCUCUGGGUGCUGGCAGCGAGCCGCGGAGGACGUCGGCACCGGUCAACGUGCAGGUCCUGGGCGCUCUCGGACCACGCUUGGCCCUACCUGCUGCGGCUGCAGGCUCACCCGGGUGGGGAAAUACAGGGAAAGCAAGAUCAAACGCACCAAAAGCAGGUCACAGAACUGCCUCUGCUGCAGCCGGGCAAAACAACUACUCAUUAGGGUGAUUACAGGCAGAGGAACUACCCCAGCUCCCUGCUAACGAGCACCUGACCCGAGCAGGUCUCUGCAGCCCAAACAAGCCCCCGGGGCUGUUGUUCCAUGUUCAGCUCUGUGGCAGCUUUGGAGGUUUCCCCAGUGCUCAGGCUUGGCCCAGUUCCUCACCCCACGAAGGGUCUUAUGAGCCCACCAGUGUCGGGGCCCCCAGUCCCCUCUGUGCCUCCUCAGGCUUCGGUUCUCCAUCGCACACGAUCGUUAGAGGCAUCGGCCUCGGAAACACCUAAGGAGGAUGCGCGCUUGCUCAGGAUGCGAUCCGAGAGGUCCUGAGCACCCUCAGCUCCUGCCAGGGCAGUGCAACCCUUCCUGGGCACCCAUCCUGCCUGGCUCCUGUGGCAGGAGUCCCCUCGGCCACCAGCAACGUGUGGGCAUGUCCCACCACCUUGGGCAAAAGAUGUAGCAAGACCCCCGGCACCUCCCCACGGCGCUGGGCUUAACCCGGCGCGCUCGGUUGUCCGCAUCGCAUCGCUCACUGCCUCUCCCAGCUUCACGCUCCGAGGAGGCCCUUCCUGAGGUGAAGGGGCUGUUCAUGGAGGAGGUCCAGUCUGCAGUGGAGGUCCUGACGUGGCAGAGGUCCUACUUGUGACGGAGGUCCCGUUCAUGGUGGAGGCCCUGUUUGCGAUGGAGGUCCCGUUCGUGGUGGAGGUCCUACUUGUGGCAGAGGUUCUGUUCAUGGUGGAGGUCCCAUUCAUGGUGGAGGUCCCACUUGUGGCAGAAGCUCUGCUCAUGGUGGAGGUCCCGUUCGUGGUGGAGGUCCCGUUCACGAUGGAGGUCCUACUUGUGGCAGAGGUCCCAUUCAUGGUGGAGGUCCCACCUGUGGCAGAAGCUCUGCUUGUGGUGGCGGUCCCGUUCGUGGUGGAGGUCCUGUUCAUGAUGGAGGUCCUACUUGUGGCAGAGGUUCUGUUCAUGGUGGAGGUCCCACUUGUGGCAGAAGCUCUGCUUGUGGUGGCGGUCCCGUUCGUGGUGGAGGUCCCAUUCACGAGGGAGGUCCUACUUGUGGUAGAGGUUCUGUUCAUGGUGGAGGUCCCAUCUGUGGCAGAAGCUCUGCUCGUGGUGGAGGUCCCGUUCGUGGCAGAGGUCCUGUUUGCAAUGGAGGUGGAGGUCCCACUUGUGGCAGAGGUUCUGUUCAUGGUGGAGGUCCCAUUCAUGGUGGAGGUCCCACCUGUGGCAGAAGCUCUACUCGUGGUGGAGGUCCCGUUCGUGGUGGAGGUCCCAUUCACGAUGGAGGUCCUACUUGUGGCAGAGGUUCUGUUCAUGGUGGAGGUCCCACUUAUGACAGAAGCUCUGCUCGUGGUGGAGGUCCCGUUCAUGGCGGAGGCCCUGUUUGCAAUGGAGGUCCUACUUGUGGCAGAGGUUCUGUUCAUGGUGGAGGUCCCACCUGUGGCAGAAGCUCUGCUCGUGGUGGCGGUCCCGUUCGUGGUGGAGGUCCCACUUGUGGCAGAGAGCCCCUAG
Messenger RNA from Tyto alba (common barn owl), 2244 nucleotides. RefSeq names its product calphotin-like. Lineage: Eukaryota; Metazoa; Chordata; Aves; Strigiformes; Tytonidae. The transcript has 4 exons. The record is from RefSeq and is a predicted model, not a curated record. The coding region runs from base 1393 to 2244 and encodes 283 amino acids.